AUGUCAGAUCCACAACAAGAGAAUAUAGAAGAACAAGAUGGACAAGAUCUCUAUCUUAACAAAGAUGAGAUGCUAGAGGAGGAUUUGGAAGACACUGGAGAGCCAAUGGAAGACGACGAUGACGAGGGAGAACUUGAGCCGGAGUUAGACGAAGAACAGCAAGCUAAUAUCGAUAUGAUAAACGCAAAGGACGACUCGAUACAAGGCUUCUUCGGUCACAAAGAACCUGUCUACGCCAUAGCUAUACACCCAAAUAACCCAGAAAUUAUCGUUAGCGCUGGUGGUGACGAUAAAGCACACGUAUGGAACAUCACUGAUGGUGAACACGCAAUAGCCAGCUUAGAAGGACACACAGAUUCUGUCACUUCCGUCGCUUUCUCAAAAGACGGUCAGUUCGUUGCUACAGGUGGUAUGGAUGGUUUCGUUAAGAUCUGGGACACCUCAGACUGGUCACUCAAGGUUGAUCUUCAGCUCGGCGAUGAGUGUACUUGGAUAGAUUGGCACCCAAGGGGUACUGUUUUACUUACAGGUUGCGCUGACACUACUAUCUGGAUGUGGAAGUUACCGAAGGGCGAUAACAUGAAUGUCUUCUCAGGACACACAGAAAUGGUUACAUGCGGUAGAUUCACCCCAGAUGGUAAAGCCAUCGUUUCUUCAUCUUCUGAUGGCUCACUCAUUAUGUGGUCACCAACUGAAGGUACAGCAGUUACUAAAAUCACUGCAAAUGACGCUCGUUUCAACCUCGAUGGUGGUAUAACAGCUAUGGCUGUCAACCCGGCAGGUACGAUUGUCGUCGCAGGUGGUGCUGCCGGUGGUGUCAGAGCUGUUAACCUUUCUAACGGACAAGUUGUCGGUAGUUUCGAAUGUCACAAGGAGGGUGAAUCGAUAGAAGCCGUCGCUUUCCUUCCUGAAGGUGCAGCUGGACAAGGUCCUGCAGGUGUCGUCGUUACUGCUGGUACAGAUGGUGUUUUGAACGUUAUCGACUUGACGACGAUGAGAGUACGUAACACAAUGAACAUCGAGGAACCAAUUACAGUAUUAGAAUUCCAACAUCAAUCACCAUUCUUUGCGGUCGGUUGUGUUGAUCACAAAGUCCGUAUGUUCGAUGCACGUACUGGUAGCCAAGUGAAGGAAUUCGAGGGACACUCAGAGCCUGUACUUAGUGUCGCGGUAUCUAAAGAUGGUAGCAGAAUAAUAACAGGCUCGGACGAUGGUACAGCAUUAGUAUUCGAUGGUAGUAGUACAAAGUAA
Molecule: messenger RNA, 1251 nt
Organism: Wallemia mellicola CBS 633.66
Lineage: Eukaryota; Fungi; Basidiomycota; Wallemiomycetes; Wallemiales; Wallemiaceae
Product: WD40 repeat-like protein
Exons: 4
Coding region: 1-1251 (416 amino acids)
Molecular function (GO): protein binding
Source: RefSeq, a predicted model, not a curated record